GUAUUCUGAAACCCUACACCACCAGUCAACUUUAGAAGAGUGCUUCUAAAAUCUAAAUUUAAUUCCUCAUUCAAUUACUAGAUGACGCCGGAUUUCAUUUGAAAGAGAACUGUAUCUACCUGCGUUCAAGUGGUGAAUAACGUGCGCACGAUUUAAAAAAAUCUUUUUCCUUUAUUAAUAAAUUCAAUUUUACAGAAAGAAGGUAGAUAAAAUAUACUCAUAAAUAACGAAAAUAACUUUUAUUAUCAACGUGUAACCGUGUAAACAGAAAAAUGGGACUUGGUGUUGUUAACUGAAUUGAUGCACAAGUUAAUUGAAGGUUAUAAUCGUCAUAACCUUUUCCAUCAACAGAAAUUGUCAAUAUUUCUUAUAAUAAAAUGGCUUCAGAGAACGAACAAAUCUCUGCAUUUGCUGCAUAUGCAAUGAAACGUAAAAAUAGAGAGCGUUCGUUACAGUUACUGAAAUUACAAAAGAUACAUUCAAAUAUGAAUGAAAAAAAUUCGGUUCAAGUUGUCAAUAAAGAAAAAAACACAUUACCAUCGUCUAGCCAUAAGACCCUUAACAAAAAUGAUAAACAGUCUUCCUCGCCCAAAAGUUCUAAUUCUAUAACUAAGAAAAAUUUGAAUACCAAGGAAACGAAUAGUUUGGUGAAAUCAAAAUAUAAGAAGUUCAAUUAUAAUAAGAGUAAGAAAAAGAAAAAGAAAAAGUUAUUAUCAGCUAACGAUUGUCACGGCAAUGACGAGACGACGACUGACUUAGAAAAUUCUUUUUCUAUAUCAGGCGAUAAUAAUUCACAAAUGAAUCAAUUAGAAGGGGAAACAGUGAAGAUAAAUAAGAAGACAAAGAAAAGGAAAAGAAAUAAAAAGUUACGUUCGACGAAAAAUAUGAAUAUCAAUUACGAUAUAGUACAUGAUAAUUUUUUGAAAAAUCCCGUUAUAAAAAGUAAAUUAUUGUUUGAAUGGUUGAUACAUCCUUUAGAGAUUAAUAAGUUUUUUAAGACGAAUUGGGAAAAAGCUCCUGUGCAUGUAAAGAGAAAUAAUUCUAAUUAUUACAAGAUUCUCAUGUCAACUCCAAUAAUUGACAAAAUAUUAAGAGAACAUUAUAUAUUAUUUACGAAAAAUAUCGAUAUCACAUCAUACAUAGACGGUAUAAGAGAAACCCAUAAUCCUUCUGGUCGUGCCGUUCCUACAGUUGUUUGGGAUUAUUAUUCGAAUGGAUGUUCAGUGAGAAUGUUAAAUCCUCAAACUUUUUUACCUAGACUCCAUACAUUAAAUGCGACUCUUCAAGAAUAUUUUGGAUGUUUCGUUGGUGCAAAUUCUUACUUAACACCACCUGGUAGUCAAGGAUUUGCGCCACACUACGACGAUAUAGAAGCUUUCAUAUUGCAAAUUGAGGGAAAGAAAAGAUGGAGGUUAUAUAAAUCAUCGAAAAACAGCGACUGUUUGCCGAGAUAUUCAUCCAAAGAUUUUGAUCAGUCAGAACUAGGAGAACCUAUUCUAGAUACCGUAGUAGAAGCAGGAGAUCUUUUGUAUCUCCCACGUGGAACUAUACAUCAAGGAGAAACCAUUUAUAACAGUCAUAGUUUGCACGUUACUUUGAGUGUUUAUCAAAAAAAUAGUUGGGGUGAUUUCUUAGAAAAAUUGCUUCCAGAUGCAUUACAAAAAGCAAUUGCGAAUGAUGUACAUUUUCGUCAAGGAUUACCUCUUGAUUAUUUAAAAUAUUUUGGUUUUGUACAUUCUACAAAUAAAUCUGAUUAUAGGAACUCCUUCAGAGAAAAUGUCGAGUGUUUAAUUAAUCGUAUUAUAGAACAUAUCGAUAUAGACAAAGCAGCCGACGAAAUGGCAAAAAGUCAUAUUCAUGAUUUCUUGCCACCUGUCCUUGUAGAUUAUGAACGACAAUGUUCUAUAGCCCAAGAUGGAGAAAGAAUGACGAAGGAAGGAAUUGUAGAAAAUCAUGUGGAAAUUGAAUUCAAUACGAAGAUACGAUUAUUAAGGUCUCAUUGUAUAAGAUUGGUAGAAGAGUCAGACACGUACAGGAUAUAUUAUUCUUGUGAAAAUUCCAAAGAAUAUCACGAAUACGAACCACAAUUUUUAGAAGUCGACGAAAAAUUUGUACCCGCUAUAAAGGAAAUAAUUUGUCGUUUUCCCCAAUUUGUAGAGGUCGAAGAAUUACCAAUUACUGAACAGGAUGAUAAAAUUCUGAUAGUAAGAGAUCUUUGGGAAAGAGGUAUUUUAAUAACGAAAGAUCCCUUAUGCACAUUGGAUUGAGCUGACAAAUAAUUGGCAAACUAUUUAUGCGGAGAAUCGAUUUUGAUUUUUUUCUUUCGCUUGUUCUUUUUCUUUUAUUGAUUUAUAUCAACGUUUAUCUUACAAUUAGACGUCAAUUCCAUCUUUUAUCUUUUAUCUUUACCACUUGAGAACGAUCAAAGUCAUAUAUAAAAAUUAUACAUUGAAAUAUUUAAUUAUGUUGUAAAUGCAAAAAUCGUCUAACUAAAAAUACUUUAAUAUUGUCUACGGAAUACAAUUUUUCUCAUGAUCGUGCUUGAAGUCAUAUUUAAUGUUAUAAAAAAGAUACGUGUGAAUUGUUAAUUCUAAAGAAUAUUUAUAAAUACGAAUGAACAUGAUCUUUCUUUUAUUCUUUCAUAUUAUUUCUACCGUUUCUUUUUGCUUGCGUAAUAUGAUCCUUUCGCCUUCCCAAGACAAAUUCAACGUAUCCUAAAUAACCAUCGUUAUCCAAAUCAUCUUCUUCCAACACUCUAUCUAUGAAACCUUGUAAUAUAAAAAAUACAAUUUCGUAAAGUCAAAAAUAAUCAUCGUAAAAAUCGUGACAAAUUUAUCCGUAUUUCUUACCUACGAUCCGUGGCAAUUCGUCUUCUUGUAUUUGUGGCUCAUCCUCCACAAAAUUUCUACCUUCUUCAUCGACCAUAUUAUAUUCGUGAAAAGUAUGUUGAAUGGCAUGAAGAAUUUCAAGGCCAUCUAAUUUCGUGUUAUUAUCGAUAUCGUGCACUCUACGAUUAAAAGAUACUAAUCAAGUUCUUUACGAUACGUGUAACGAUACUUAACUGGAGAUAAUUCGACAAAUCCUACUUGAAGUAAUGGAAUUCGAUCUCCUGUUCGCUCAUUUUGGAAAAAUCAAGCUGGGACGCUAUCGGUCCCAUGUCUUCUUUCAAAUGACUAAAAACGAUAAAACAUUUACAUAUAUUUCGUGGAAGGUGAAAGGAAUGGUUGGAUCGUUAUAACAAAUAUUUAUGGAAAACGAACGUGGCAUCGUGAAGCAAUUCGGUAUCUUGCGUCAACUUAACACCUUUAUGAGGUGAAUAAUGAUGAUGGGAAACGGAGCUUCUCGGAUGAUGUGGACCACGUAAUCCGACCGCAGAAGCGAUACAUAGACCGAAGAAAAAUGCUAACAGCAUUUGUUAGUCUGAAACACUUCAACGAAAGUGAAACAUCAGCGGAUCAAGAGAAGCAGCAAAGUCAUGCGUUAAAGAAACAUGUACGGAUUCGCUUAAGCAUCAUUUUAAUUCGAUCAGCAGUUUGGAUAGGUGGGAUCAGUUUCUAUCAUCGUUUCUUUCCUAAUGUUCACUGAUCAGCAAAAGUUCGUAAGAACGAAGGGUAGAAUCGACAUUGAACGACAUUCCGAUUACGUCCAGACGACAAUAGGACCUGCUGGGUCACGUUCAUCGGGCAUGUUGCUAUAGAAGCACCUAUUCGUUCUUGAAGGGGUCGAAUACCCCCUUGGCUAGCGACAGAUGGACGGUAGAGGGGGUCCCGAUAAUUAUUAUGCGAUUACCCACAAGCCCAUUGAUUUAGUUUGAACCCCAGGGAUAUACCGUUCGGUACUUGUACUACGCUCUUAUCAUAAGUUACUAUUAAACUUGACAUUUUUAUUCCGACGGAACUUUAUUCGUAUUGAAAUAGAAUAAUAACGAUCGAAAGGAGAAUAUUAUCUUAGACCUAGUGCGAAGAUCAUAACGUGUAAUGCUUGUGAACCGUGUUUGAGAGUUGUAUCGAGAUGGAUAUAAAUAAAAGGAACAUUUUCGAACGCA
Vespula vulgaris is the source of this 4045-nucleotide messenger RNA. RefSeq names its product ribosomal oxygenase 1 (gene NO66). NCBI's taxonomy places the organism in Eukaryota, Metazoa, Arthropoda, Insecta, Hymenoptera, Vespidae. Gene Ontology annotation, molecular function: histone H3K36 demethylase activity; histone H3K4 demethylase activity. The coding region runs from base 378 to 2267 and encodes 629 amino acids. The transcript has 6 exons. Gene Ontology annotation, cellular component: nucleolus. The record is from RefSeq and is a predicted model, not a curated record.